Molecule: messenger RNA, 1563 nt
Organism: Ascochyta rabiei
Lineage: Eukaryota; Fungi; Ascomycota; Dothideomycetes; Pleosporales; Didymellaceae
Exons: 1
Coding region: 1-1563 (520 amino acids)
Source: RefSeq, a predicted model, not a curated record
AUGACCCCACGCCCUGUACGAGGCUUUCAAUCUGAACCCAUCAACCUCUCGAAACAAAGCUUGGGAAGUCUCGUCUUACAGCCAACCCAGAAUCCUAUCACAAUGGCGCACCACAACCGGUCAAGGACACCUCGAGAUGCCCGGUCAAUACAUCCCCUCUAUCGAAUGCGCUCAGAAGGUCAGCUGACAGCCACAAAAGAACAAUCACUGCCUCGUCUUCGCUCAAUGGGACAGCUGUCUUCACCACCGGACUGGCCACUUCCUCCAAUCCCUUCACGUUCGCCAUUGCGUCCAUCAGGCCGAAAUCAUGGUGGUAUUGGCCCACCGUUCUUGGGCAGCCGCACCGUGAAUAUGAACUCGCGAUUCUCUGUCUCUAGGAGUAGCUCGUCUUCUGACUCGACCUACAGCCAAGAUGACGAGACCGAUACUGGCCGUCGUUUUGGGCGCAACACAAUGCUCGUCCAAGAACAGACGGACCAGAAGAAGAUCGAAUUCACCCUUCGUCGGGACUCGAAACAGACACCCACCCUGAAAGACCUCAGCAGCAUCCUUCACCUGCGCGGUCGCCUCCAGGAGAUGGGAACUACAUUCACAGCUGAAGGCGAAAUGUUGACCUAUGGGAAUCCACCGCUAAAUGCAGAUCUUGAGCAGAUGCUUCGCCUUGGCGUAAUGUACGAUGAGCAGUGGAACAUGUUCUUCACGGGCCACGAAGUCAAGCAAGAUUCGAAAAGCAACCUCUGGUCGGAUCUGAAGGUUCUUCAAAAAAUGCUUCAAAACGAGGGUAUCUUCUUCGGCGAACAACAGAAGCGUUUGAACUACGGCAACUCACAUCCAAAGUUGAUUCGACUAAGUGAUCAGUACGACGUGCUGCGAGAGGAAUGGGCCAACAAGACUAUGCAGAGCUUGCAUCCCCUACAGCGACGCAGCCCAACACAUGAUGAGUUACCACAGACUCCGACAAACAUAGGCUGGAAGUUUCUUUUCGAUGACAGUGACGAAGAAGAACUUGCGCGGAAGAAGCGCCGUCGCUCGAGCCGUCUUACCGUCGUUGUCGAGGAACCGCAGCUAGGAAAUGGACCGGGGCCGACAGUGGAAGAAAGACGUUGGUUGGGAGAUGAAUUGUGUUCCUCACCGACCGGCAUCGAGUCUUCUCACGCCCCACACGAUAUAGGAGACAAGCCGCUCCCACCAGCUCCUGACACGCGAUCCAAUACGCGUUCUCGCGGCUUCACGGUCGGCACACCUACCCUUCUACAUGGCUCAAGCCCGCUCCAAGCCACAGAGACACCGAGCAUGUUGCUCCGGAAUGUAGAUCUUGAGACUCAGACUACUUACACUAUUGGCGAAGAGGACUCCCCAACACUGGGUCGCGUGAAUCGUUGGCCUGAACAGAUCAGUGCGAUGGCGUUUCUGGUCGAAGAUGAGCGCCGUCGCGCAGAGGAGCGUCAGCGCAUUGAAAUGUGGGACGUAGGUGAGGGGACUACGAAGGACAAGAAGAAAAGCAAGGGCGUGCGGAAGUGGCUGCGGACUGUGCUGGGGCGGAAGAAGGGUGGUGAGCAAUGA